This is a messenger RNA of Fomitiporia mediterranea MF3/22, 1551 nucleotides long. RefSeq lists its product as uncharacterized. The transcript has 2 exons. Lineage: Eukaryota; Fungi; Basidiomycota; Agaricomycetes; Hymenochaetales; Hymenochaetaceae. Gene Ontology annotation, molecular function: protein binding. The record is from RefSeq and is a predicted model, not a curated record. The coding region runs from base 1 to 1551 and encodes 516 amino acids.
AUGGCCGACCCGUCAUUGACAUGGGACUGGAACCCCUUCGAGGAAUCCACAUUGGUUUCACCAACUGAUGACGAACAGGAAAUGAUUCUACCAACAGUUGACCCACGCCCGAUGCUCGCGGAAGUAGUUCAAAUCGACGAGACGAUAUCCAAGCUCGAAGCAGAGCUGUCGUCACUUAGACUGAAGCGCUUAAAAGUACUCGCAGAUAAUGCCCUGAUCAAUAGCGUUCCCCCAGAAGUCCUGAGUCGUAUCUUUGAACUCGGCGUUCACGAGAGUCAGCAGCUACUCCCCGUCAUAUCACUUGUCUCGAAAUACUGGCGCGAACUUGCUCUUGCCACGCCGACGCUCUGGAGCUACAUCACGAUGGACCAUGAUUGGAACUACGGCCACGGCGCAGAAUUACUGCGGAAGAUCCGAACAUAUAUGGAUCGUGCUCAAGCCGCGAAGAUCCUCGUCGACCUCGACUUUCGAUAUGCAGAAUCACUCGCCGAGGCUCGAGCGAUCAUGCAAGCACUCAACCCCCAUCUCGCACGUUGUUUCUCCUUCCGUGUGAGUGUACCUGAUUGGGACUGGAUGGCUGUGGUUGCUGAGCAAUGCGACAACAUGCAUGCAAGCCUUGAAGCCCUUGCAUUGCGCAUCGACCCAGGAGAUAGCGAGGACGCGGCUCCCGUACCACUUCUCGAUGGUGUAUAUCCCCGUUUAACAAGCGUCACGCUCGAACAAAUGCCAUUAGCAUGUGUCUUUGCGAAGGGUUAUGCACCUCACCUUCGUCAAUUCCACUUGGUUCGUGAUGUUCGGUACCAUGCGAACCAGCGUAUCAAGAUCGCUUUACGCGAGUACCUCUCUGCAUUGACUUCUGCUCCGGACCUAGAGGACGUUCGACUACAAUCGACGAUAUUCUAUCUCGACGGCUCCGAAGGACUCUUCCAACGUUCACCUGUUCGCACUCACGUCAUGCGAGUGACAGAUCUGGCACUUUCUUUCCUUGACGCGACGAAUGUUGGGCUCCUCCUCGAUGCGGUUACCCUUCCUUCUCUAGUUCGUCUCGCAGUCCAGAUGGAUUCAGGGCUGGAAGGAGACAACCUGUCGUGGCUUUCGCAUCUCUCGUCUGCUGCUAUAGCAGGUCGAUUACCAGCUUUUCGACAUCUUGAGCUCCGCACAUGUACGACAGAGGGUGCAGCACUCGCUCCUCUCGUACGCGCCUUACACUCGCUCUCCCAGAUCACCGCACUCGGACUUGCAGCUCCUCCUUCAGGUGCAGUCGGCUCUCGACUCUUUGAGCUCCUCGCGUCAGGACCAGGGAACGACAACUCUGGUAGCAACGCGUGGCUCCUUCCGAACUUGCGCGUUUUGAGUUUGAAUGGGUGCCGAGACGUUAGCGGACAUGAGGUUCUUCGUGUCGUCCGGUCACGUGCUUCUCGGCCAAGUGUAGACCUAGGUGGUGUCGAGAAGAUACGCAUGGUCCGUAUCGUACCAUGUUACUCCCUUGACCCCGAGGUCAUCGAGGCGCUCAGACAGAACGUCGACGAACUUCGGAUCGUUCAAAAUUAA